Molecule: messenger RNA, 5763 nt
Organism: Gallus gallus (chicken)
Lineage: Eukaryota; Metazoa; Chordata; Aves; Galliformes; Phasianidae
Gene: POT1
Product: protection of telomeres 1
Exons: 22
Coding region: 160-2496 (778 amino acids)
Biological process (GO): regulation of telomere maintenance via telomerase; telomere capping
Cellular component (GO): nuclear telomere cap complex; chromosome, telomeric region
Molecular function (GO): telomerase inhibitor activity; G-rich strand telomeric DNA binding
Source: RefSeq, a predicted model, not a curated record
GCGGGCUGGGCGGAAGCGUGAGGCGGUGUAGCGGCGGACCGUUCCUUGCCGCCCUCUGGAGCAGGGGCUUCAGAAAUCUCCCGUUUUGGCUCACCCCAUCAGUUAGAUGCUGUUGUUCUUGGCUGUUCCUUCAUUCUUCGUGACAUUUUGAUAGCAGCUAUGCCUGUUCAAGUGCUAAAGAUCAUUAAAGGAAAACUUGAGACUCAACUACCAAGCCACUUGCAGAGGGAGGAUUUAAAACAUUUGCAAACAGGACUUGACCAUACCAACAAAUAUUUCCAGGGAAUAGUUAUUCUUUCCUACCCGCUAACAAAACUUGGAGAUGGUACAGACUUUUUCAAGAUUGUUCUUCAAGAUGACACAUGUUCAAGGAUUAACAGCAUCAAUGUUCUAAUGUAUGGAAAAAUGGCAGAGGAUUGUGCAAAACUUAUACGUAAUGGGGACACCUUCAUAGUUGCUGGAUUUAAGGUGGCCGAAUCACCUACAGCAAGAGAAGAUGGUAGACAUGCUUGCCACUUGCAGGUGUCUGAAGAAUCUGGAUCAGCCAUUUUUAUUUGUACUCAGCCAAGCAUAACUCCUUUUUCAGAAGCUACAUCUCCAUCUGUUGCACCAAAAUAUGUGUAUACUCCUUUGAAUUGCCUUAAAGAUGGAACUGUAGUGAAUUUGUACGGCAUUGUGAAAUUCUUCAAGCCUCCUUACAUAAGCAAAGGAACAGAUUACUGCUCAGUUGUAACACUUGUGGACCAAUCGAAUGUGAAGUUAACAUGCACUCUUUUCAAUGGAAAUCUAGAUUCUCUACCAAAAAUUUACAAAAACGGAGAUAUUGUUAGAUUUCAUAGAGUAAAGAUCAGAGAAUACAAUGGACAAAUGCAAGGAAUUACCAGUGCAGGAUUUGCAUCCUUGACAUUUGAUGGAACUGUAGGAGCGCCAGUAGUUCCUCGAGCCUCUAGCAAAGUGUACACUUUUGUAGAUGAAGAACAGAAAACAGUAGAAGAAUUACGUAUUUGGGCAGCCAGUAAUCUUUCUGUCUCUGGACCAGAAGCAAAAUUGUCUGAUGUUAAGCCAAUGAUGUUCUUCGAUCUCACUUGUCAACUGGUAGGGAAGGCAAAAGUGGAUGGAUCAUCUUUUCUUCUAAAGGUAUGGGAUGGCACAAAAUGCCCCUACCCAACAUGGAAGGUUCCUGUGGAAGCAAAAGAAUUAGAAGGAGACAGAGUUCUUCUUCAUCAUCUGCGAAAUCUAACAGUGGAUGUUUUAGUCUAUGACAACCAUGUACAACUGGCAAAAUCACUUAAGACAGGAAGUUUUCUGAGAAUUUACAGUAUUCAUACAAAACAAGCAAGUGCUAAAAAUGAAGAUAUAUCAUCACAUAUAGAAUUUCAUCUUCAUGGUGGCACUUGUUAUGGUCGAGGAAUAGGAAUCUUACCAGAAAAUAACCCAGAUGUUGAGGAACUAAAAUCGUUCUUAGAAUGUGUGGAACUGACAGACAGUCAGAAUAUGGAAAGCGUGUCUUCAUUGGAAUUAGGUGACACUUUUGACAGUUAUACAGAUCUUGAAUCACCAUUACAGAGAUGUCAGCAAUUAUCUGCUACAGUAUUGACAGAUCAUCAGGAUAUGAGUAACACAGUACUGAAAACUGUUCUGAACAGCAGUGCUCCUCAACAGUAUCGCAUUAGAGCAAAGCUGAGAUCUUUUAAACCCCAGAAGCUUUAUCAGUCUGUUAAACUUCAUUGUUCCAAAUGCAAUACUUUGCAAGAAGUUCCAAAUGGAGAUGCCAUUGACUUCAUUUUGCAAGGCUGUGCAGCUACUGCCCCAAACCCAGAAUUACAGAGUAUGUCCUGGUAUGAGUCUGUAGUGUGGACUACAGAAGAAGAUCAAGGAAGGAAAAUAACUAUUCAUUUUGUAAAGCAUUAUGAAAUGCUUCAACGUCCUGAAAAUACCUUGCUUAUGAUAGAAGGUGGAACCUUAAAAGAAAUCUGGAAGCUUACAAGAAGAUUUAAAUGUGUUAUUCCUGUGAAAUCCAAGGAAGAUGAUCUUGAAUUAUUAGAUCUUUCAGCUCCUUUUCUCUUACAAGGAAACAUAAAAUAUUAUGGAUGCAAGAAGUGUUCAACUCCAAAGAGUAUCAAGAAUCUAAGUUCCCUAGCAGAAAAACGAGAGCCAUCAUGGGAACCAACUGAAAUAGCACAAGUUUUAGGUAUUGAACCACUCCAGUAUGUUUUCGUUAUGAAGUUCACACUGGUUGAUGGAACAGGAGUACUAAAUGCGUAUCUUUUUGAUUAUGAAAAGUUUUUUCAAAUUCCAGCCUCUGAAAUCUUAACUAAUAGUUUUCUUCAGCAAAAGAUGGAGAUGACCAUGAAUACACUUUCUCCUCCAGGAAGAAAAUUAGAUGACUUGCCAUGGCUGGAAUGCUUCAUCAAGUCCUAUAAUGUUGCAGAUGGAAUGAAACAUCAAGUUUAUUACCAAAUUUUUGACACUACAGUUGCUGAAGAUGUUGUAUAGAAAUGUGUUACUAGCAGGAUGUAAUCUACAAAGGUAUGGAUGGGCCACAUGAUUUCUUGCAUCUCAGAGCAGUACCAUAAUACGUGUUCCUUCUUUUCUGAUACAACUUUGCUGAUGACAAGUUAGAAACGUUGCUUGAAUUUUUUUGACUAAAAGAGCAACAAAACAGAACCAUGAAAUCUGCUGACCAAUCAGAUUUGAGUAUGGUCUUUUGCUUCCUUCUGUCCACAGAUGACUCCUUAAGCAACUCAAAGCUCCUCUGAAGCAGUGUUUCAAACACUAAAUAUGAUCAGUCGAACACGGGAUGUGUAUUACCGGGGGGUAUUGUUCUUAACUGGGGAAUGGAGUAAGGGGUUGUACCAGGUAGCAGUGUUUAAUGCUAUUAUCCUGGCAUAACCAUGCUUUAAUAUGAUACUUCAUCUUGAAAAAUACCCUUUUUCUGUCACCAUUUACUGUGUUGAAGGUGCAAAGUCCCAUAGAAGUUGGAGCAGUGAUUGAGUUACACAUAAAUCCACAAUUUAAAGGGAGGUCAAAGAUCAUUGGCAUGACACUCUUUAGAUACUCACUGUACUGUGCUCAGGUACCCUUGUGUAUUUACUGUUGUCUGUAAGACCCCACUGUUCAUAAUGCUACAGUUUUCUUAAAGGUAAAUGAUUGGCUUUGAUUGCUUUUCUGCUAUAUGCUGUUUUGGUAAGGUGUGCAACCAGCAAAGCAAGUAGUGGUAAAAUUAAGGAGAAAGGUGUGGAAUGACCUUCCCCUAAAGGUCAGUGAAUUCAUUUAUUAGCAGUGUGCUGCUGCUGCUUGGGUUCUUGCAGGAAAAAGCAGCCAAUAAAUAAAUAAAUAAAGAUUGAAGAGCUUUGUUUGAAAGCAUGGGAAAGGUCAGAAUCUUCACCUGAAACCUUGAAGGACACUUCAGAAUGAGGAGUGCCUGUUAAAUAUCUAACAGUGCACUUCUAAAAAAAAAAAUCAGACACUGUAGCCUGAAAAUUUUGAUGCAAAUCAUUGCCGUGAGCUAUGUGAUUUGGUAAUUAUUAACUUUCUGAAUAUUAUUCCAAUCUGCAUGCAAGCGAUUGGCUAGACUACUAACUCACUAACUUGCUUGCAAAUUAGUUUGAUUCUUCUGGAUCCAUUUCCUGGAAAGUGUUUCUAUUUGACCUGAGAGACAUCGGUUUGUUUUUCUAUUAAAAAUUGAAUAGGAGAAAAAAAAAAAAACUUGCAAAAAUACCAUAUCCUCUAUUGAUAGAUACAUUCUUGCACUCAUCCAAGAGAUCAGAACAGUUCACAAGUCAGUGUUGGUUUUUUGUUUUGUAUUUUGUUUUGUUUUGUUUUGUUUUGGUACAAAAUGGUACCUCACAAAUAUAUCUUCAUAGCAAUCUUACAGCGCUGUAAAAAUAGCAAUAGUUUUCAAAGCUCAUUUAGCUUCUCUAAGGCCUGGAAAAAAUGGGAAUGCCUUUGGCCUACUUUUCAAUCUGGGUAAAGAGGUGGCUGAUCUGAUGUGAUGGGGCAGGGAAUUCUUAACUCAUUUCUUAGUGGCUGUAGUGAAGGUACUCAUAGCCUCAUUUUACAUAUUGAGGUCAUUGGCUAAUACGUGUCAGGAAAGCAUAGAGCUGUACCAAGUACUGUCAAGAGCACAUGCAGCAGAGCAAAUCAGAAUUGGAAAUCAAUUCCAAUUGAAACUGACACAAGGAAAACUAAAGCAGAGGGAAGUGUGACAGUGAUACAUUCUGCUUUCUGUAAUUCAGCUUUGGUAGAGAAUUCUAUUCUGAAACUUAAACCAAGUAAUAACUAAAAAUUCACUAUGACAUUAAGCUUAAUGAAAAUACUCAGAGAGGUCACAAGAGACAGUAUACUGAAUGUGUUUUUAUUUUUGAAAAUUAACUUACUUUCCUUAAAUGUUUCAUUCUUUUGGCAUUUUUCUGACAGUAUUUUUAGGUUCUCAGUCCAGCCAGCCUCUGGAUUUUCCAGUUUAGCCUAUCCAACAAGGCUGUCAGCUGGGUAUUUUAUAGGAAUUGAGGUCUUAACUGUCUGUGUCAGCACAGAAGCUCCACUGCCUGGACACCGAUUACUUUGGGAUCUAAGAAGCCAUCCUGAUCGUUUCAGGUGAUAAGAAAUCCCACCAAUGUUCAUUAACGUCUCCUCCAUGCAGUUUUCCCUAUCUGUAUUGAUGCAGCUGGAAGACUAUUGAACAGUGAGUUGAUGUUCAUGCUUGCUGCCUUCCCACAUCUACAGGUGCACUCUUAAUAGCCUUUGAGUGCUUACCAACAGAGUAAUCCAAUUAGAACACACCAGAACUCACCUGUUUCUCUUCAAAUCCAUUCAGGAUGGUUGAAUAUUAAAAAAAAAAAAAAAAAAAAAAUGGAACAGUUGGUCAUGAUCAAAAUAACAGAAGCAUAUUAAAAUCUAGUUUACAGUAGCUGUGUCUGCACAGUUGCAAAACGUGCAUUUGAGUAACGUAUAAUGCCAGCUGGUACAGCACUUUAAUUCCUCCUUUUCAAUUUGUGCUCACUUUCAGGUUUUGUACUGUAGUAAAACAAAUUUAUCCUCAGUUUAAAAAAAAACAAAACACAAUGUUCUUGGUUAAAAAAUGGUAUUUCUGAUCUUUGUUUAGGAGUAGAGGAAAAUAACAGCCAAUUGUUUCUUGUUUUUUUUUUUAGAGGACAGUAGAGAAAUAGGAGCUGUAGCAGAUGGAACUGAUGAUUAUAGCUAUAUUUUCAAUAAGCCUACUCAGUAUGCCACCAUCUUUUGUGGCAAGCUAGAGUAGAGGGCGGGGUAUGUGUAUGCAGCGUUGUCAUUGCAGACGAGUCCAGCAAGGUUAUGACUUAGUCAUUCUGUCUUCACAAAUUACUCUCAAGCAAAGAAUGAAGCAGUGCUUCUAGUCUUCCAUGGGAAAGGAAGGUCCUACCUGAAAGAAAAGUGCUUUCUCACUGUCCUCUUAUCAUACUAUAACUGCUACUUUUUUCAAUUAAAGAAAAAGAACCGAAACUUGUCAAGAUUUUUGUAGUUGGAGUGGUGGAUCUAAAAUAUGCUUGAGGCAUAGGGCUACAGGACUGAUGGAAAAUGCAAAGGUGCCUCAAAACAGUAUGAAAUCUUGACUGAUACUCUUGCUUAAUUGGGAGGAGAGACACUGGUGAAAAUGACAAAUUAAAACUUCUGAUUGAGACUGAGAAUUUAUCAGCAUGAAUUUCGUGGUGGUCCAGCCUCCCUGCUCUGAAGACUGGAGACUUUUUUUUUAAACCAAAUCAGGAAUGAAAAAUUUUAUUCAACUUU